Moneuplotes crassus is the source of this 2219-nucleotide messenger RNA. Lineage: Eukaryota; Ciliophora; Spirotrichea; Euplotida; Euplotidae. The record is from the annotation of a GenBank genome assembly.
AUGUUCACCAUUAUUUUAACCUCUUACUUUGUAGGAGAUUCGCUUGAGAUUAAACCAAACACUAAUUUUAAUCGACAGCCUACAUUUAAUCAAGAGAAAUCUGAUACUAAACAUUCAAAUUCGAACAAAGUUGUCAGUCAUAAUGAUGCCAUCUCAAGUGCUUCAGAAGAUAGUUAUUGAAAAUAAUAUAAAACAGAGGAAAUCUUCGGGAAGAAAUACUCGAUUGAGUAUCCAUAACUCUGAUGGGAAAGACUUGCUAAUUAUGUAUAACCAAGAUAACCAGAGGUAUUCAACUCUUGAUAUGAGAGAUAAAACUCUUAUUAUCCUGGAUAAAAAACAUUCAAUUAACAAGAAGUCAUUUGCACCAAGUCCAGAAAGGUCAAUUUUACGAAAUAAAUCGUUAAAUAAAAGGAAGAUUUCCUUACAAAAGAAGCAAGUAUCCCAGCUGCCCAAAGUUGAUCAGGCAAGAGGCUCUCAGACUAAGAAUAAAAAGAGUGCUUAUAAGUCACGAAUGCAAAAUUUUAAAAAGAACAUACAAAAGAAAAAUUUAGAUUUCAGGAAUAUAAGAAAGAGUCUUAAAUUUAAUAAAUCUGUUCACCAUGAAGAAGGAGUUUUGUCAAAAACUAUGUAUCAGACCCCCAGCCGUAAAAAGAAAAUAUCUCUUUGAAAGACUAAUGGUAAAGUUCAGAGGAUCAAAAACCUGGCGUCUACUAAUUGUACACCCAAGAAGAAACUUUUCGGGACUACAGGGAAGAAAUAAUCCUAAAAAUAGAGAUAACUUUGGACUACCAAAUAUUAAUGAAGGGUCAAAUUUAAGAGCUUGGUUUGACCUAAUGUUCCCCUUCUGAGUUGCCCAUUCAUUUGGAGGUUGUAAUAACUGUAACCAUGCAUCAAGAGGCUGAGGGUCGAGCCUAUCUACAUUCGGGAAGAAAAGUAACAAGAAAGGGUUCAUAUCAGAAAAGGGAAGAGCCAUGGAAAAUGCUGAGAAAAUUAGAGUUCUUGAGUCUCAAAUUGGGCAUCAUAUGCGAACCUCAUCAUUCCCUUUGAAUCGUAAUGAAGUUUCUCAAUAUGAGAAAGAUCAUAGUAAUAUGAAUAAAAGCAUCGAUCCAAAAGAAGAUGAAAAGCUUAUACAAAAUUGUCAUCAACCAAGGAUCCCAGGAUUGAAUUAUUUAAGAGGAACAACUGCAAAAUUUAUUGACCCUUGAGAGAACUCAGAGCCAGAAAAUAAUGAUACUGAAAAAGAUAGCGUUGAGAUCAAGAUGAAUAUAAGCGAGGGAUUGUCUCCUCUCCCAAAUAAAUGUGAAAAUCCAAGAUUUAAGACAUAUGAUAGCAUUUAAAGAACAGAAAUUUAGAGUAUUUCCAAAGAAUACUUUUGCUCCAAAUAAUUUUCCAAAAGUUGAAAUUGGAAAGCUCAAUGAUAUACAAAAAUCAAAAACCACAGUGAAGAAGGAUAGCCCUGAAAAGUCUCCUGGGUUUUCAGAUAUCAAAUUAAGGGUGACAGAUGAAGCAGAUAACAGAACUAUUGAAAACAACUAUAACUUGGAGGAGCAUCUAGAACAGAGCAAGGAAGAAAAGGAAACGUCUACCUUAAAAGUAUCAGAGUCUUUUAGUUCUUCCUCAGAUUUUAUGUCUUGAGGUUUUACAACCACAACAGGGCUUAAUCUGACUAAGAAAAAAAUUUUGAAGAGUGAUACCUCUGAACAAGAGCAGAAUGCCCCCAAAGCAAGCUUAAGACCACAAGACACUUUUAACCACCGGAGAGAUAGAAUUAGUUCACUUGAUGUAAAAAGAUCAGAAAGAGAUAAAAUUGAAGAGGAGAAGGAUGAGAGAAGUUUGUUUGCAAACAAAGCCAGGCAUCCUGACGGAAUUAAUCUAGCUCAGGGAAUAUUAAACAAACCAUUUGCCUAUCUCCAGAAUAACUUUAAAGACAAAGACUCUAAUGAUAGCAUUGAAAUUAAGAAUACCCGGGAAACAUUACUCAACAAACACAAUGAGAAUGAGAUCAAAGAACAGAGAGAAGGAACUUCUGAAAAUACCCAAAAAGUUGAAGAUAUAGAUAGCGAAGAGACAGUCACCAACGAAAAGCUAUUUGCAGCAAGAAAAGAUGAAAAGAGGAUCAAAUUUCGGCCAGAAAAAUGACUUAGCCCUCGCUCAUAUCUCAUCAUGAAGUGAGUGGAAGCGAGACAUGAUGAUGAACUACCAUAACUCUACAAAUAAUA